AUGAAGGCAAAGAACGGAAUUUCAACUAUUGAAAAAAUUAGAAAAUAUAAAGAACAAAAAGAGUUUCCUAAUAAGAAUGAACUUUUUUGGGAUAUUAAACAACAACAAGCGUCAGACGAUGAAGCACCUGAGGAAAUGUCUUUUCAAGGAUUUACUAAAAAGUCAAGUGUAAAAAUGACAAAAAUGUCCUCCAAAGCAAAAAAAGCAUUGAAAGAAGAAAAAGCUAGUGAACUUUCAUCAAAAGAAUCUCAAAAUGUAGAUAAAAAGAAAACAAGUAAAUUAGAUAAACUCGAAGAAAAUGUUGAGGAUGAAGAAAAUAGUGAUUUAGAAGAUGAGUAUUCUGAAACAGAAGAUACUAUAACUGAUAAUCUUAACCAAAAAUCAAUUACUAAAACAAUAAUUAAACCAAAAGUUCCAUUUAAUUUUAAAUCUUCCUUGUUAUUACGUAAAAGAAAAGAAGGUCAUUUGUAUUUAGAUAGACAAAAACAAAAUUUGUACAUUAAAAAACAAAAAUUUGCCUGA
This is a messenger RNA of Strongyloides ratti, 522 nucleotides long. RefSeq lists its product as hypothetical. Bases 1 to 522 code for a protein of 173 amino acids. NCBI's taxonomy places the organism in Eukaryota, Metazoa, Nematoda, Chromadorea, Rhabditida, Strongyloididae. The transcript has a single exon. The record is from RefSeq and is a predicted model, not a curated record.